UCUCCCUUUCAUCUCCUCCUGAUAUCAUCUUUCUCAGGAAUCUCCAGGCUCCUUGUUGUUGCCCUAAGGCACUUGUCGAGUGCCAAAUUCCAUCUCCCGCCCUCUCCUGAAGUGCCCCUCUGCCAGUGUUGCUCAAGGCCGACGUUGUAUAACUCCUUCUCCAGCUCUGCAGAUCCUGCCUCACUCCUCUGCCAACACUCCUGGUGUUCCUUGCUGCCAGCUUCUUGUGUCUGGGCUGUCAUCGUCGUUGCUGCUUCCCCGAAACAGGAAUGCAUUAAGGAAGGCAGGUGCUUUGGUGAAGCCAUGGCAGCUGUUAACCUGCGGAAAAGGAGCCACAGUUCCACUGACCCCGAUGAUUCACCCUUUGAGACUCCUACGAAGAAAGCCAUGAGACACUUUGCUGAAGGUCCACCUCCGCUUGCAAAAUUGAGAAAGCGUUGGUUUGCUUCUCAAAUAAACUGGACAUUGAGUGAUGAGGUGAAGGAAAAUGAGGUGAAGGCAUCGAGGAGGUUGGAUAUUUCACCCCUGCAGACAGCCAGAUCUCCUGUAGCCAUGCAGGGAGAGUCCUCAAAGAAAGUAUCCCCUGAACCUGCUUCAUCAUACAAACCUUUUCUGUCCGUGGCGUCCUUUUACAGCAAGGAAAAGCGAUACCUUACUCCUCUUGAGAGGAAGGAACUGAACGAGAUCCGUGCUUUGGGUGAGUGGAACAGGGGUGAAAAUCUCCCAGCUGCCAGCAAGAUGGAGAAUAGGAGUAGGAAUACAAACUCCAAGCCAACCAAGCACACAACCAGCUCCAAGCGUGGCAAAACCAUUUCCAAAACAAUGAAGAAUGUGAAAGGGGAUGGAGCAUCCGGAAAACCCCAUGCCGAGAAAGAGAAUGUGAGUUGCCUAAUCAAAAAGAAGAUGGAUUCACCUUUCAGAGUCCUAAGCCUGACGGUAAAACCAGCCCUGAAACUCCAGCUGGGAGCAGCUUUCUUUUCUGUUGGGAAGAAAUCGCAUUCUAAAAAAACAGUUGUAGACACAAAAUCCCUCCAAGUUCUUCCCAAAUCUCCACAAGGAAAUAAUCAGCCUGAACUAGCAAUCAAUGAAAACUCAAAUACAGCUGAGAGAAACGCAACUCUUGAGGUACCGAGAAGUGUUCCUGCACCUCAGAAGGAGGAAAAUGGAAACAGGAAGGACUCUCCAAGCUGUGUGAAUGAAGAGACAGGUUCAGCAUGCGAAGGAGAAACAUUGCCACAGAAAAGUGGAAGCCGCUCCAGCCCAUUUUGUGAUUUCAAGUCUCCUGGAGCUGGCAAUGCAGAGGGCGGGGAUGUUGAAGAGAUUGGUUCUUCUGCAGCCGAGGAGUUGGAUGAUUGCGUCGUUGUUUCAAGCCAACCUCCGCCUAAGGUGAAUGAGCGAGCAGCUCCUUCCAAUGCUGUUUACCCCAUCUUCAAUGCAGCCCCCACCAGCAAGAAAAGGAUGCAGGCUGCACUGGAUGAACUGACUUCUCCCUUCGGAUCCAGCCCACCGACAAAACCAUCUCACACCUUCCAGAAAAGCAAGAAGCCAAAAGAGCUCUGCAAGCGCUCCUGGGAUCAGAUGAUCAUUGAUGCUGGUCAGAAGCAUUUUGGUGCCGUAGUUUGCAAGUCAUGCGGCAUGAUCUACACAGCCGCCAGCCCGGAGGAUGAAGCACAGCACAUUCAACACCAUGAGAGAUUCCUCGAGGGACUCCGAUAUGUGGGUUGGAAGAAAGAACGAGUCGUGGCAGAGUUCUGGGAUGGGAAAAUCGUAUUGAUUCUUCCAAAUGACCCCAAAUACGCUGUCAAGAAGGCAGAAGACAUGCGAGAAAUUGUCGAUAAUGAGUUGGGAUUUAAGCAGGUUUCUUUGAGCUGCCCAGACAAAUCUAAAAUAUACCUGUUUGUUUCCAACGAGAAGAUGAUUGUUGGGUGCUUGGUGGCUGAAUCAAUCAAGCAGGCUUUCCGGGUGCUGUCAGAGCCCGGAGCUCCGAUGUCCCCCAGCAAAGAUGCCCUGCAGCACCAGCGGGCCUGGCGCUGCUCCACGGAGCCGGAGCCGGCUGUCUGCGGCAUCAGCAGGAUCUGGGUGUUCAGCCUGAGACGCAGGAAAGGCAUUGCCCGACGCAUGGUGGAUGUGGUCAGGAGCACCUUCAUGUAUGGCUGCUACCUGAGCACCAAUGAGAUCGCCUUCUCCGACCCGACACCAGAUGGGAAGCUCUUCGCCAUGAGAUAUUGCCAAACGCCCAAUUUCCUGGUUUACAAUUUUAUUUAUAACAACUGACUUUAACUGA
This is a messenger RNA of Cuculus canorus (common cuckoo), 2284 nucleotides long. It is a transcript of the gene ESCO2, whose product is annotated as establishment of sister chromatid cohesion N-acetyltransferase 2. Gene Ontology annotation, molecular function: protein-lysine-acetyltransferase activity. Gene Ontology annotation, cellular component: nucleus; chromatin. The coding region runs from base 304 to 2274 and encodes 656 amino acids. NCBI's taxonomy places the organism in Eukaryota, Metazoa, Chordata, Aves, Cuculiformes, Cuculidae. The transcript is spliced from 11 exons. The record is from RefSeq and is a predicted model, not a curated record. Gene Ontology annotation, biological process: mitotic sister chromatid cohesion.